This is a messenger RNA of Macrosteles quadrilineatus (aster leafhopper), 1440 nucleotides long. RefSeq lists its product as uncharacterized. The record is from RefSeq and is a predicted model, not a curated record. The coding region runs from base 1 to 1440 and encodes 479 amino acids. The transcript has a single exon. Gene Ontology annotation, biological process: DNA integration. Gene Ontology annotation, molecular function: nucleic acid binding. Lineage: Eukaryota; Metazoa; Arthropoda; Insecta; Hemiptera; Cicadellidae.
AUGAAGAAGCUAAAUGUGUAUUCCAAAGACACACAAGACAUUGUUAAUGCAGUAACUUCUUCGAUUGACUGUGAUGGGUUGUUAACAGUUGAAACUGAUGCAUCAAAUCAUGCAAUAGGAGCAGCUUUGACUAUUGAUGAUAGACCAGUAGCGUUUUUCUCUAGAACACUAACAAACUCGGAACAGAAACAUUCAUCAAUUGAGAAAGAAGCAUAUGCAAUAGUUGAGGCUUUAAGAAAAUGGAGGCACUAUCUCAUAGGCAAACACUUUCGCCUUAUAACAGACCAACGAUCUGUAGCAUUCAUGUUCAGUGAUCGGAAUGCGAGCAAAAUCAAGAAUGAUAAAAUAAUGAGAUGGAGAAUUGAGUUAUCUUUUUACAAGUAUGAGAUUAUUUACAGAGCUGGAAAAGAGAACAAAACAGCAGAUGCUUUGUCCAGGGUGUGUUCAUCGAUGGAAGGAAGUUUAUCAAACCUAGUAUCACUACAUGACGCUUUAUGUCAUCCAGGAGUGUCUCGAAUGUAUCAUUGGGCUCGAAGUAAAAACUUGCCUUAUUCACUGGAUGAAAUCAGGAAAGUAACUUCCUCCUGUCGAACCUGUUUAGAGGUGAAACCUCGAUUCCACAAACAUGAAGGACAACUUAUCAAAGCUACUCAACCAUUCGAAAGACUGAAUAUAGAUUUAAAAGGGCCACUUCCAUCCAAAAGUAGAAAUCGUUAUCUUUUAAUAGUCGUAGAUGAAUACUCUCGAUUUCCAUUCGCAUUCCCUACUCAAUACACAACUGCUAGGACUGUUAUUCCGAGACUUAAGGAACUUUUCUCAAUAUUUGGAAUACCGGCUUAUAUUCAUUCUGACAGAGGUUCAUGUUUUAUGUCUCAAGAGCUAAAAUCAUUUUUAUGUUUACUAGGAGUUGCUACUAGUCGUACAACAGCUUACAAUCCUCAGGGUAACGGACAAGCUGAGAGGUAUGUUGGUAUUAUAUGGAAGACAAUCGAACUAUCACUUAAAAGUAAAAAUCUGGACAUAUCUGAUUGGGAAAAAGUACAUUUAGAAGCUUUGCACUCUAUCCGGUCGUUAUUGUGUACUUCAACAAAUACAACACCACAUGAAAGACUAUUUCUCUUUUCUAGAAGAUCUAGUAAUGGUAAGACAACUCCCUCGUGGCUCAUGAACCCAGGUCCAGUGCUCAUAAAACGGUCUGUCAGGAGCUCAAAAUACGAACCACUCGUUGAAGAAGUACUGCUCCUUGAGGGCAAUCCUGAGUAUUCUCACAUAAGAUAUGCAGAUGGCCGUGAAACUACAGUGAGUUCCAGGCAUUUAGCACCUGUAGGAGAAGUGUCAUGUCAUGAAGAAGACUCAAACUCCAAUCUACGAGAUGAAGAAGACUCAAACUCAAAUCUACGACAUGAAGAAGGCUCAAACUCAAAUCUACAAAUAAAUUAA